AUGAAAGAAUGGUAAUUCAUGCAGUUCACUACUCUUAAAUUUAACUUUCGAGCUUUGCCUUAUUUUUCCUCCUCCUCCUUGUUAAGUUCUUGGAAACCGAAACAAAGUACUAUCGAUGUUUAACAAGUACUUGAGAGACCCUUUUCUUAUUGUGAUGGGAUUGUGCAUGGAAAUACUGAAGUUGCCUUGGAUUCUCAUCACUGGGCUUGUUCCGCUGUUUUUUGGGAUUUUCAUGCUUAUUAAAGCUGUAGCGUCUGAUCUCUCAGUUGCUUCAACAGAAUCUUGUAAUCCAAAUGUAGACCCUGUGGACGGAGAGGUUUUAUCCAAUCAGAGAAGAAAGAUUUGUGAACUGCCUCCUGUUGUACUAGUUCACGGUGUUUUUGGAUUUGGAGAAGGGAAAAUGGGGCAUGUAUCGUACUUUGGAGGGGCUGAAAAGAAGUAUGAAAGGGUUUUUGUCCCGGAUUUGGGUUCAUUAACCAGUAUUCAUGAUAGAGCUAGGCAGUUCUACUAUUUGAAAGGUGGCCAAGUUGACUACGGAGAAGAGCACAGCAAAGCUUGUGGACACUCACGGUUUGGAAGAGUUUACAAGCAAGGGAAAUACCCUGAGUGGGAUGAAGAUCGCCCCAUUCAUUUUGUUGGGCAUUCAGCUGGAGCACAGACAGUUCGUGUCUUGCACCAAAUGCUGGCAGAUAAGGCUUUCAGGGGUUAUGAAAACACUUCAGAGAACUGGGUUUUGAGCCUCACUGCCAUCUGUGGAGCUUUUAAUGGGAGCACAAGAACAUACAUAACCGGCAUGAAGCCAGAAAACUGGAAAUCCAUAAAAGCAAUAAGUCCACUUCAGUUGUGCCGAUUAUCAAUUAUUUUCAGUGAUUGGAUGGACAUUUCCUGGCUCAAAUCCUACUACACUUUUGGGUUUGAUCACUUUGACAUGUCAUGGAGAAAAGUUGGUCUUAAGGGUCUUUUCAAUUGCCUGAUGGGAAAAGCGGGUCCUUUUGGUUCAGGAGAUUGGGUGCUUCCUGAUCUUACCAUUCAAGGAUCCAUGGAAAUUAAUCAAAAGCUUAAGACAUUUCCAAACACGUUCUACUUCAGCUAUGCAACUAAGCGUACAAGAAAAAUAAACAGCGUCACAAUUCCUGCCCCCAUAAUGGAAAUUAAUCCUUGGUUUUACAUCCAAAUUUCUGAGAUGUGCCGCUGGCGUUACCCCACCAAUGUUCCACUCCCCUAUGAAGGCUAUCGGGAUGAGGAUUGGCAGGACAACGAUGGGGAACUCAACACCAUAUCCAUGACACACCCUCACCUCCCAACUGAACAUCCACACUGCUUCGUUGCAAAUGACUCUGAGCUCCUACUGCAGCCUCAACCUGGCAUAUGGUACUACAAAAUAAUCGAAGCUGUUCACGUUCAAUUUGUAUUGAAUUUGGACAAAGCUGCAGUAUAUGACGAGGUGUAUGACAGCAUUUUCGAAUGCUGCAGAAAGCUGUCCAAGAACAAGAGUUCAUCACUGUGAUCUGGCUGAACCCGAAGAUGAACAAUGAUUGUAAUCAUUUUUCUUAUGGAAUGAGCAAUAAUAAUCUUUGAACUUGACAAAGGUUGCUCUCUCUCUCUCUCUCUCUCUCUCUCUCUCUCUCUCUCUCUCUCUCUCUCUCUCUCUCUCUCUCUCUCUCUCUCUCAUGGUUGUGGUCGUAAACACAUUGUUUCCUUCUCUUUUUGUAUUUAUUUUUCUUGGUCAUAGAGAUUCAUGGGCCAUUCGGGUGUAACUAUCCUUAUUUCUGUCGAAUAGUCAUCGUCUUUCCGGGUUUUGAUCCGACCUCAGCUCAACUCAACUCAUAAUUGCAACAGAAAAUCGAACUGUAAAAACUUCUUUAGUCUGAUUUUUACUCGAAAUGUAUAUUCAGUAUGUGGCUCUUUUCAACCAUUGAUCAGAAAGGGCGACUGUAAAAGCCAACGGUUUGUAACUGUAAUGCCAUUCGGAGGGUCAAAGAUGGUAAAAUUGGUUAUCCAUUGUAAUAAUGUAAUGGUUUGUGAGGAACUUUCCCAAAGGAAGUGUUUGCAUUUGUAUUUGUCUGUCGCUUGUAACUUUCCAUGGUGUAAUAAUGUCCAUAUGUGUAAUACUGAUUUUCUAGGAACUUUCCUAGACUCUAGGCAAGGCGUCUUCUUCCUCUAUAAAAAGAGGAGGUUACCAACUAUGUACUCAGACGUGUGUGUAAUAAUAUUCUC
Rhododendron vialii is the source of this 2217-nucleotide messenger RNA. RefSeq lists its product as uncharacterized. NCBI's taxonomy places the organism in Eukaryota, Viridiplantae, Streptophyta, Magnoliopsida, Ericales, Ericaceae. Bases 116 to 1507 code for a protein of 463 amino acids. The record is from RefSeq and is a predicted model, not a curated record. The transcript has 8 exons.